GGUCAGUCCUCCCUAUAUAUUUCUCUCUAUUUCUCCCUUAUAUUACUACAGAAGUACUUGGAUGCCCAAAUAUACUCUCUCGGAAGGCUAAUCUUGCGCAAUUACAUACUUGUCAAAAACAGCAGAGCAGCUAUAUAAGUUGUCAUGGCAUCGACUAAGGAUGAUAAGAUCCCAGAACUAGGAGACCUCAUUGAAAUCUUCAGAGGCGCAUACCAGCACUGGGCUAUUUAUAUUGGUGAUGGUUUUGUGGUUCACUUUUCGCCACCCAUUGAGUGUACUCCGGAUGGGUCUUGCACUCAAGGGGGCCUACUGAGUACAGUAGCCCAAGUGAAGAUGGAGAAACUCUCUGAUGUGGCUGGCAAGGAUGAGUAUCGUAUCAACAACCUUCUGGAUGACCAAUAUGAUGUUCAACCUAUCAGUAUGAUGGUACAGAAGGCAAAGACACUUUUGGGAGAGAGAUUUACAUAUAAUAUGCUCACAAGCAAUUGUGAGCACUUUGUCACAGAGAUAAGAUAUGGAUACCCAGAGUCUUGCCAGGCGAACAAUCCUCUUGUGAAGUUGAGUAAGUUUGGGUUGGGAGUCUUGUAUUUUUUGUUACGAAAUUGAUCAGAAGUCAAAUAGAAGGGAAAAAAUGAGCACUGGGAAAUUGAAUACCAAAUGAGGUCUUGAAUUUUUUUGUCAGUAAAUGUAUUUGAUAGAAAAGUUACAGCAGUGACUUAAUAUGCUUAUGGUGGACAAUAAGAAAUUUUCAUAAAUGCAAGAUUGUAUAAGCAAACUAAACUACAAAAAGAAUUAUGUGUUAUACAUCUGAUCUCAAUCUCAUGCCUGAAGUGUCACACAUGUUGUUUUUCUAUAGCUUUGAAGUUUUCUAAUUAAAUUUAAAGCCAUGUUUGUAUUGUACCGGUAUAAUCCAAUAUAUGGCUGGUUGAAUAUUUGACAAAAAUGAAUUAUAAAACGCACAUGUUUUUAUCUUAGUGCUAAUGUGUAAUGUAGUUUAUAUUUAAAUAAAGGGCAAGUUUAUUUCUGACAUAUACUUUCAAGUUUUUAUUGUAAUUCUGUACUUCCAGGGUGCACAUUUGAUUACAUUUUGCAUAGGUUGCAUGUGUAAUACCAUUACUGAAAUUCAGCUUAGAUUGGAAAUUGUUGUUGUUUUUCAGCUCUUGUUUGAAAGAUCAUUUCUAUAAGGGAAUAAAGCCGAAUGAUCAUA
Paramisgurnus dabryanus is the source of this 1207-nucleotide messenger RNA. Its product is annotated as phospholipase A and acyltransferase 3-like. NCBI's taxonomy places the organism in Eukaryota, Metazoa, Chordata, Actinopteri, Cypriniformes, Cobitidae. Gene Ontology annotation, biological process: N-acylphosphatidylethanolamine metabolic process. Gene Ontology annotation, molecular function: glycerophospholipid phospholipase A1 activity; A2-type glycerophospholipase activity. The record is from RefSeq and is a predicted model, not a curated record. Gene Ontology annotation, cellular component: cytoplasm.